GCGUUGUGGAAGUGGUGGUGUCUCUGAUGUCGCGGAAUCUGGGAUACGAUUCUUCACCAGAGCAGUACUGGUUACGCUCUUCUUCUUCUCCCGUAGGUCAGAGAGACGAUUCCAGCUCCAGAGAUGGUGACUCCAUGGACACGGAAAGUUUUGAGAUCAGAUUCGAUGUGGAGAAUGACUGUAUAGGGUCCUGUCAAGGACCUGCUGCGAUGGCGAAAUCUGAAGGCAACGGCAAUGGCAGGAACCGCAGCAAAAAACAUCUUCCAGAACCACAACUUAAGACGUUGGAAGUUCCUACAAAAGCAGAUGUCAAAAAGAAGGGAAGAAGGUGGUCGAGUCGUUCGGUUGGAGAAGACUUCAGGAGGAAACUGUUUGCUGGAGGCAAUUUCUUGGAUUCAGAUGAUGACGACAUCCUCAUGCCUACUGAUGACGAGGACGCGACAGAAGAGCAGAUCCUCAUCAACAUAGAGAGACAGAAAGAGAUCAUCUCCUCUAUAAGGAAACAGCCGUGGAGAAUGAAGAAGAAGAUCCGUUGUCUAAGGAUGGCGCAGGACUAUCUAUCUAGGUACGAAGGCAAACUGUCCAAGAAAAGGGGCUACCAGGAAGCGACACAAAGGAUAUGGAGGAAAGUGAAGAGGGAACUGGCCAACUUUGCAGCGUUUUUCAUACCAUGGGAAACUCGGAUCAAAAUGAUAGAAAGUUAUUUCGGCUCUGUGGUGGCGUCCUACUUCAUCUUCCUGCGGUGGCUGUUCUGGAUCAACAUCGUCCUGUCCAUCGUCACCAUGUCAUUCGUGGUUCUUCCGGAGAUGAUUGUGGGCCUCCCAUACGGUUCUAUACCCAGGAAAACCGUUCCAGAGCCGGAGAUGGACAGGGCACAACACAUCGCUACUAUCUGGGACUUUGGUGGCUACCUGAAGCACUCCGUGCUGUUCUAUGGGUACUACAGUGACCGAAGGUACUUGGGGAAGGGCGGGUACCAGCUCCCACUGGCAUACUUCAUGGUCGGGAUCGGGAGUUUUGUCUACAGUUUUGCAGUCAUCCUCAGAAAAAUGGCAGACAACUCUCGCCAGAGCAAGUUAUCUACCGGUGAAGACCAGUUCACCUUCUGUUGGAAAGUAUUCUGUGGGUGGGACUCCUUAAUUGGCCAAUCAGAGACGGCCGACAAUAAGUUUGCUGCGAUAACAACCGGACUCAGGGAAGCCAUCAUAGAGGAGGAAGAAAAAUGUCGUGUUGAAAAAAGAUACAUCUCGAUCUUGCUGAGGAUACUGGCUAACUUCCUGAUCGUCACACUGUUGGCGGGGAGUGGGUACGCUAUCCAGCUGGUGGUGGAACGGUCCGAGCAGUUUGAGAAGAUGGACCCGGUGUCUCUUUCGUGGUGGGAACAGAACGAGGUCUCCAUGGUAGUGUCAAUCAUCACUAUGGUAUUCCCUGUGUUCUUCGAUCUGAUUGGUCAGAUGGAGAAGUACCACCCCCGGACUAUGCUGCGGUGGCAGCUGGCGAGGAUCAUGGUACUCAACCUCGGCAACCUGUACACACUGAUGAUUGCACUCUUCAAGAAAGUCAAUAACCUGGCAGAAGAAGCUAGGAAAGCCCGGACGGCGCUGGAAACGCUUCAGCACGUUUCCAUGAACAUCUCACUCACCACGCAGCAGAACGUCACGGUCGCAGAGCACAUUCAGGACGUCAUCACGGACAUUUUGUCCAACAAAAAUCAGACUGACCUCGUGGACGUGCUGACCGCGAGGGCUGGGGUGAAGGAGCAAUGCUGGGAAACUAUCGUCGGACAGGAAAUGUUCAAGCUGUCCGUGUUUGACAUGAUCGCCACGGUAGUCACAACCCUGAUUUUCGACUUCCUGCGGGGACUGUUUGUGAGGUUUGCUAACUACUGUUGGUGCUGGGAUCUAGAAGGGGGAAUACCUGGAUAUGGUGAAUUUGGUGUAGCAGAGAAUGUACUACAUCUUAUAUACAACCAAGGAAUGAUAUGGAUGGGUGCGUUCUUCUCUCCCUGCCUGCCCCUCCUGAACGUGCUGAAGCUGAUAGCUCUGAUGUACUUCCGGAGCUGGGCGGUCAUCAUGUGUAACACUCCUCACCAGCGGGUCUUCCGCGCCUCCAGGUCCAACAACUUCUACUUCGUCCUGCUGCUCAUCAUGUUGUUCCUGAGCAUGCUCCCCACGGGCUACGUCAUGGUGUCUAUAGAACCUUCCAGGAACUGUGGACCGUUCAGCGGUCGGCGGCGGAUGUUUGACAUCAUCUCGGAGACAGUGAAGAACAGUUUCCCAGGCUGGUUCACCAUAGUCCUCAGCUACAUGAGUACAGCCGGCAUCAUCAUUCCUGUCAUCAUGUUACUGGUAAUGGCUAUAUAUUACCUCCAGUCGAUGGUCCAUGCUUAUAAGGAAGCAAACAAUGAUCUUAGAAUGCAGCUAGAGUAUGAAAGAACAGAGGGAAAGAGAAAAGUGUUUGAAAUGUCAGCUGCGGGCCCGGCGCUGAGAAAAUGGGCCGGCACAACACGCAAUAAAAAUAGCCAGGACUCCCCUGCAGCAAGGGCCGUUACUAACAGCGGUAACCCAGGAAAGCCUCACAACCCCGGCACACCCAGCCACCCCGGGCCGAUCCCUAACGGUAGAGUCCCGUCCGGAGCUUCGACACUGCCGCCCCGCUUCCACAAUCCAGGGCCUCGGCACAACUUUGCUGCUGGGGUUCCUUUUAACAGGAGCAUGUCUUCUAAAGUACGCUACAUCCCGGUCAGGCAGUACAUGAACCCGUACGACGGGAUGAUUCUGCCCCCGCCGAUAGCGCCCCCUAGGUUCCGACGGGUGCAGUACACCCCGCAGCCUGGUACAAGGCUGAUGGCGGUACCGACAGCGAACAGGAUGGGAGGGGGUUCUCAAAUGAGACGGUCCUCCACGUGUAGCCGCCAGGGCAGCCGGCCCACGUCUGUUCUCGUUCCCGAGGGGUACGAGCUGGUCCAGGUUCACGUCGACGCCACAGACGACGGGCAGUCCUCACAGGAGACCUCCUUUGUCGACGACGACUUCGACGACACCCGUUCCAACCGUUCUCAGAGCGCCUCUCGGUUGUAGAGGGGCAAUGUAGCUACAUGUAUAUACUUACCUUGACCUAUGUACAUACUUUAAGAGUACACCCAUAUUGACUCUUAUACAGUGAGUCAUAAUUUGUUCAAUUUCCAAAUGAUACCGAGAAAUAGCGAUCGACUCCAGCACAAAUAUUUGUCUUAAUCUCUAUAUAUCUUAUUCGGGUCAUACCUUCUAUCUUAGCCAGUUGUUUUCAAAGCCUAUGCGAUUUGGCUGUAACAAAAUCACACUUCCAUUCUGUAACCAGUUUAUGUCCUGAUCUUUUUGGGAACUAAGUAGUAGAUACAAAUCAGGUAGAGUAUGCAGGACUCGGACAAAACCCAAACCAGCAAUGCAAGAGCGCCCCCUUUCGGACAGGGUCACAAAUGAAGGCAUAUUGUAUAUUGUACAGAUCACCGUCGAACACAUGAUGUGUGUGUGUAAGAUAUAAAGUUUGUAUAAAAUGUAACUAAUAUUACUGUGAAAUUUACCUUCUCCCGCAUGCAUGUUAUAACGCUGAAACUUGACUUCAAUAUUUUACGCAAUUCUUUCAAUUUCAAUCUUUUUUUAAACGUUGACCGUUGUAGUAUUAUAUGUUGCAACGAAGUAAUCCUCUACCAUGACGUACUACCAUGACGUAUCUGUAUGUAAAUAUUGUACAUGUACUUGUUGAUUGAUUGUCCUAUAAUUAAUAUGUAUCAAUAUCUACUUGCCUUUGGACGUAUAAAUCAGAUCAACUUAUUUCUCUAUGAUGGCCUAUAGUACAGUCUAAUGUUCUUGCCAAACUGUAGCUCUGAGUGGCAGCACUUACAGAGAAGCUGAUGAGUUUUGAAUCCAGCUUUGUCACUUAGAUCAGGUUAGAGGCUGUGAUAGGGGUUGUAUAUUUGAAUAUAUGAAGCUCCGUUUGCUUGAAACUUAACCAGGAGGGAUGCCAAAUAUCAGGUUUCUCAAUUCAAAAGAAUAAAUGUC
Messenger RNA from Branchiostoma floridae (Florida lancelet), 4040 nucleotides. Its product is annotated as transmembrane channel-like protein 3. The coding region runs from base 27 to 3080 and encodes 1017 amino acids. Gene Ontology annotation, molecular function: mechanosensitive monoatomic ion channel activity. Gene Ontology annotation, cellular component: plasma membrane. NCBI's taxonomy places the organism in Eukaryota, Metazoa, Chordata, Leptocardii, Amphioxiformes, Branchiostomatidae. The record is from RefSeq and is a predicted model, not a curated record. The transcript is spliced from 24 exons.